UUCCAAUUUAUAGAAUUUUGUGAAUAAAAACAUGGCUCUAAAACUGACAGCUAAUGUUGCCAAUCCCCCAAUAAGUGGUUUGGCAACUGCCCAUCUCAUCAAUGAUACGGUGCCUGUUGAAAUCGUAUGGGGCAAUGAGACAUCUUUGCUGUAUCCAGAUGGCCGGCGUUUGGUGUGCUAUUCGAAUAACGAUGUUUUGCGUGCCUUGGCCAGAGCUGCUCCCGCGUACAAGUUGUACGGUGAAACCGCCAUUGAACGUACCCAAAUCGACCAUUGGCUAUCGUUUUCGCUGACCUGUGAAGAUGACAUAUCAUGGGCCAUGGAAUUUUUGGAUAAAUCCAUUGCUCCAGUUACAUAUUUGGUAGCCAAUAAAUUAACAAUUGCCGAUUUUGCCUUGUACAAUGAAAUGCAUUCCCGUUAUGAGGUUUUGGCCGCCAAGGGUAUACCUCUGCAUGUGCAACGUUGGUAUGAUUUGAUUAGUGCCCAGCCAUUGAUCCAGAAAGUUUUGCAAUCUCUGCCAGAUGAGGCUAAGUUGACAUCUAAACUUGUCAAUCGUCCCAAGAAUAACUCCAAGGAAUCGUCGCCAGCUGUGGCCGGUAAGACCGGUGAACGUAAACAGGAGGGUAAAUUUGUUGAUUUACCCGGUGCUGAAAUGGGAAAAGUUGUUGUGCGCUUCCCUCCAGAAGCUUCGGGUUAUUUGCAUAUUGGUCACGCCAAAGCUGCCCUGCUUAAUCAAUACUAUGCCCAGGCAUUCGAUGGCAAAUUGAUUAUGCGUUUCGAUGACACCAAUCCCGCCAAGGAAACUGUUGAAUUUGAAAAUGUUAUUUUGGGAGAUUUGGAGCUAUUGAAUAUUAAACCCGAUAUCUUUACACAUACAUCGAACUAUUUCGAUUUAAUGUUGCAAUAUUGUGAGCAAUUGAUUAACGAAGGAAAGGCCUACGUGGAUGAUACACCACCUGAACAAAUGAAGGCUGAACGUGAUCAAAAAACUGAAUCCAAGAAUCGUUCAAAUGAUCCCGCCAAAAACAUGGCCAUGUGGAAGGAAAUGUUGAAUGGCACCGAAUAUGGUCAGAAGUGUUGUGUGCGUGCCAAAAUCGAUAUGCAAUCUCCCAAUGGUUGCAUGCGUGAUCCCACAAUCUACAGAUGCAAAAAUGAACCACAUCCCAGAACUGGCACCAAAUACAAAGUUUAUCCCACAUACGAUUUUGCUUGUCCCAUUGUUGAUGCCAUUGAAAAUGUAACACACACCUUGCGUACAAUGGAAUAUCAUGAUCGUGAUGAUCAAUUCUAUUGGUUCAUUGAUGCUUUGAAAUUGCGCAAACCUUAUAUUUGGGAAUACAGUCGUUUGAAUAUGACCAACACGGUAUUGUCAAAACGUAAGCUUACCUGGUUUGUGGAAUCUGGAUUGGUUGAUGGAUGGGAUGAUCCUCGUUUCCCCACAGUACGUGGCAUUGUUCGACGUGGUAUGACUGUCGAAGGUUUGAAGGAAUUCAUUAUUGCACAAGGUUCCAGCAAAUCAGUGGUCUUUAUGAAUUGGGAUAAAAUUUGGGCAUUCAACAAGAAGGUUAUUGAUCCCAUUGCCCCACGUUACACUGCCUUGGAAUACGAGAAUCGUGUUGUAGUCAAUGUUGCCGGUGCCAAGAAAGAGAAAAUCGAAGUUCCUGUCCAUCCCAAAAAUGAAUCUUUGGGCAAGAAAACUGUUACCUUGGGACCACAAAUCUACAUUGAUUAUGCCGACGCUGAAGCUUUGAAGGCUGGCGAAAAUGCCACUUUCAUUAACUGGGGUAAUCUGAUGAUUAAUAAAAUCAAUAAAAAUGGAUCGGGUAAAAUUACCAGUGUUGAUGCCGCUCUCAAUUUGGAAAAUAAGGAUUUCAAGAAGACCUUAAAACUUACAUGGUUGGCUGUUGAAGAUACGCCCGAGGCAUAUCCACCCACUUAUUGUGUUUACUUUGAUCAUAUUAUAAGUAAACCUGUGUUGGGUAAAGAUGAAGAUUUCAAACAAUUUAUUGGCCAUAAGACACGCGAAGAACAUUUGAUGUUGGGCGAUCCAGAAUUGAAGAAAUGUAAAAAGGGUGAUAUUAUCCAGUUACAACGUCGUGGUUUCUUCAAGGUUGAUAAUGCCUAUGCCCCACCCAGUGCUUAUUCGAAUGUUGCAUCACCUGUUAUUCUAUUCUCUAUUCCUGAUGGUCAUACCAAGGAUAUGCCUUCAUCGGGUUUGAAAAUUAAUGCCGCAGCUGAUGCUAAUAAGGCCGCCGCCACCACCAAUGGUACAACAACCUCCAAUGCCAAUGAUUUAGAUCAAAAGAUUUCCAAACAAGGUGAUAUUGUACGCGAUCUUAAAGCAAAGAAAGCAGAUAAGGCACAAAUUGAUGCUGAAGUCAAGAAACUGCUGGCAUUAAAGGCUGAAUACAAGGCAGCAACUGGUAAAGAUUGGAAACCUGGACAAAGCGUCAGCACCCCAGCUGCAGCAGCAACCACAACUAGCGCAGUACCCUCUGCUAAUGCAGUUUCCGUUAAUGAACAAAUUAUCAAGCAAGGUGAUUUGAUUCGCGAUCUUAAGGCCAAGAAGGCACCCAAAACUGAAAUUGAACCUCAAGUGAAAAUCCUCUUGGAUUUGAAGGCUUUGUUUAAGAAAUUAUCUGGACAAGAUUGGAAACCUGGUGUAUCAGUUCCUGCGUCUGCUGCUCCCACACCAAGCGCCGCCACUCCUGCCACCUGUGCCGUUGCUGAUGUUCUAAACAAAAUCGCCAGCCAAGGUGAUAAAAUCCGACAACUUAAGGCCCAAAAAGCAGACAAAGCCACCAUUGAACCUGAAGUAAAAGUUUUAUUAAACCUCAAGGCAGAAUAUAAACAGCUUACCGGUGAAGAGUGGAAACCCGGUUGUGUUGCCCCUGCACCAGUUGUUGUUAAGAAGGAAAAAAGUCCUGAUCAACCAUCAGCCAAUGUUGUAGCUGAGCUCCUCAACAAAAUCGCUGCCCAAGGUGACCAAAUCAGACAAUUGAAGGCUAACAAGGCAGAUAAGGCGACCAUUGAUCCAGCUGUACAAUUAUUAUUGGCAUUGAAGGCUGACUACAAGAGUCUUACCGGACAAGAUUGGAAACCUGGUACCACCGCCCCUGCUGUUGUAACCAAAACUGAAGUUGUUGAUUUGACCAGUGAAGGCUCUAACACCAGCUCCGGCGUUGCAAGUGUUUUGGAUAAAAUUAAACAACAAGGUGACAAGAUUCGUAAACUGAAAUCAGAAAAGGCUGCCAAGAACGUCAUAGAACCUGAAGUUAAAACCCUCUUAGCCCUUAAAGCUGAAUACAAAACCCUAACCGGAAAAGAUUGGACACCAGACGCCAAAGUUGAAGCUCCCGUAAAACAAGAACCCGUCAAAAUGUCAUCUACCCCCGUAACCGAAAAAGAUUUACUCACCAAGGAAAUCACCGAACAAGGUGAUAAGGUACGCACUGCCAAGACCAACAAGGCACCCAAAGAAGAAAUUGAUGCCGAAGUUGCAAAACUUUUGGCUCUGAAGGCCAGAUAUAAGGAAGUAACUGGCACCGACUUCCCUGUCGCUGGACGAUCGGGUGGUGGUUCGGCCAAGAAAGCACCUCAAGAGAAAAAAGAAACACCUAAACCUGCCAAACCCGCUAAGAAGGAAACUGAAGCUGCCUCGGGUGCUGUCAAGAAACAGACUCGUUUGGGUCUUGAAGCCACUAAGGAGGACAAUUUGCCCGAAUGGUAUUCUCAAGUGAUAACCAAGGGUGAACUGAUCGAAUACUACGAUGUGUCGGGUUGUUAUAUUUUACGUCACUGGUCGUUUGCCAUUUGGAAAUACAUCCGAACAUGGUUCGAUGCCCAAAUCACACAAAUGGGUGUCAAGGAAUGCUACUUCCCCAUUUUCGUAUCUCGUGCCGCUUUGGAAAAGGAGAAGACACACAUUGCUGAUUUUGCUCCCGAAGUUGCAUGGGUUACCAAGUCGGGAGAUUCUGAUUUGGCUGAACCCAUUGCUGUACGUCCCACCUCCGAAACCAUUAUGUAUCCCGCCUACGCCAAAUGGAUUCAAUCGUAUCGUGAUCUGCCCAUCCGCCUUAACCAAUGGAACAAUGUUGUACGUUGGGAAUUCAAACAUCCUCAGCCAUUCUUGAGGACUCGUGAAUUCUUGUGGCAAGAAGGUCACACCGCCUUCGCUACAAAGGCUGAAGCCGAUAAGGAAGUGUUGGACAUUUUGGACUUGUAUGCCCAGGUGUAUACUGAUCUGCUGGCUAUCCCCGUUGUCAAGGGCCGCAAGACCGAAAAGGAGAAGUUCGCCGGUGGUGACUACACAACAACUGUUGAGGCUUUCAUUUCUGCCUCGGGUCGUGCAAUUCAAGGUGCCACCAGUCAUCAUUUGGGACAAAACUUCUCGAAAAUGUUCGAAAUCGUUUACGAAGAUCCCGAGACACAACAGAAACAAUUUGUCUAUCAAAAUUCAUGGGGCAUUACGACGAGAACAAUUGGUGUUAUGAUUAUGGUUCAUGCCGACAAUCAAGGUUUGGUAUUGCCACCCCAGGUGGCAUGUAUUCAAGCUAUUGUUGUACCCUGUGGCAUUACGGUGAAUACCAAGGAAAAUGAACGGGCCGAAUUGUUGGAUGCCUGCAAAGCGCUGGAGAAACAAUUGGUUGCCGGUGGCGUUCGCUGUGAGGGCGAUUAUCGUGACAACUAUUCCCCAGGUUGGAAAUUCAACCAUUGGGAAUUGAAGGGUGUCCCCUUGCGUAUUGAAUUGGGUCCCAAGGACAUGAAGGCCAAACAAAUUGUUGCCGUACGCAGAGACACAGGCGAGAAAAUUACCCUGCCUAUGGAAAAUAUUGAACAGAAAAUCAGUGAACUCUUGAAAACAAUCCAUGCCAGCAUGUUGGCUAAGGCACAAAAGGAAUUAGAUUCGAGCAUUAAGCUGACAAAGGAUUGGAGUGAUUUCUGUAAAUUUUUGGAUCAAAAGAAUUUGCUAUUGUCGCCAUUCUGUGGUGAAGUUUCGUGUGAGGAUAAGAUUAAAGCCGAUAGUGCACGUGAUGAAGAUGCUGAGCCUGGUGCUCCUGCCAUGGGUGCUAAAUCGUUGUGUAUACCCUUCGAACAGCCUGCCGCCAUUACUGAUGCUGACAAGUGUGUCCAUCCUGCUUGCACGAAUAAACCUAAAUUCUAUACCUUGUUUGGACGCAGUUAUUAGGUUGC
Messenger RNA from Musca vetustissima, 5193 nucleotides. It is a transcript of the gene GluProRS, whose product is annotated as bifunctional glutamate/proline--tRNA ligase. Gene Ontology annotation, cellular component: cytoplasm; aminoacyl-tRNA synthetase multienzyme complex. Gene Ontology annotation, molecular function: glutamate-tRNA ligase activity; ATP binding; proline-tRNA ligase activity. The transcript is spliced from 7 exons. Gene Ontology annotation, biological process: prolyl-tRNA aminoacylation; translation; glutamyl-tRNA aminoacylation. The coding region runs from base 32 to 5188 and encodes 1718 amino acids. The record is from RefSeq and is a predicted model, not a curated record. Lineage: Eukaryota; Metazoa; Arthropoda; Insecta; Diptera; Muscidae.